Chionomys nivalis (European snow vole) is the source of this 10771-nucleotide messenger RNA. It is a transcript of the gene Map3k9, whose product is annotated as mitogen-activated protein kinase kinase kinase 9. Gene Ontology annotation, biological process: protein phosphorylation. The record is from RefSeq and is a predicted model, not a curated record. NCBI's taxonomy places the organism in Eukaryota, Metazoa, Chordata, Mammalia, Rodentia, Cricetidae. Gene Ontology annotation, molecular function: protein binding; ATP binding; JUN kinase kinase kinase activity.
ACGGGCGGCACGAGCAGGUGGGAGCCGCGGAGGGGCGAGGCCGCCCGCGAGGGCGCCAGGCGGCGGGCACUGCGCUGCUCCCCUGUCCGCGGUGCGCGCUCGCGGUGCGCACCGGGCGUCCGCGGCUCUCGCGCGCCCCGCCUGCCCGGGCCCUACCUGCGGCGGCCGUCGGGGGCGCGGAGCCCCCAGCGCUGCCGAGCCGCAUGAACAAUAGGCGGCGGCGGCUCCUGCGGGCGGCCGCCCCGCACCCUAUGGACCGACCGCUCUAUGGAGUCCUCCAGAUCGCUUCUCGGCUGCCUGGCGAGCGCCGCUGCCGCCCCGCCGGGGGAGGAUGCCACGGGCACAGGAGCCGAGGAGGAGGAGGACGAGGAGGAGGCGGCGGCCGCCGAGCUGGGCUCCCACGCCGCGCGCCCUACUGGACGGCUGUAUUCGAGUACGAGGCGGCGGGCGAGGACGAGCUGACCCUGCGGCUAGGCGAUGUGGUAGAGGUGCUGUCCAAGGACUCGCAGGUGUCCGGCGACGAGGGCUGGUGGACCGGACAGCUGAACCAGCGGGUGGGCAUCUUCCCCAGCAACUACGUGACUCCGCGCAGCGCCUUUUCCAGUCGCUGCCAGCCCGGCGCCGAGGACCCCAGUUGCUACCCGCCCAUUCAGCUAUUAGAGAUUGAUUUUGCGGAGCUAACCUUGGAGGAGAUCAUCGGCAUUGGGGGCUUUGGGAAAGUUUACCGUGCUUUCUGGGUAGGCGACGAGGUCGCCGUGAAAGCAGCUCGCCAUGACCCUGAUGAGGACAUCAGCCAGACCAUAGAGAAUGUUCGCCAAGAGGCCAAGCUCUUUGCCAUGCUGAAGCACCCGAACAUCAUCGCCCUCAGAGGGGUGUGCUUGAAGGAACCCAACCUCUGUUUGGUCAUGGAGUUUGCUCGUGGAGGGCCUUUGAACAGAGUGCUGUCUGGGAAGAGGAUUCCCCCAGAUAUCCUGGUGAACUGGGCUGUACAGAUUGCUAGAGGGAUGAACUACCUGCACGAUGAGGCAAUUGUCCCCAUCAUCCACCGAGACCUUAAGUCCAGCAACAUUCUGAUCCUGCAGAAAGUGGAGAAUGGAGAUCUGAGUAACAAGAUUCUGAAGAUAACUGACUUUGGGCUGGCUCGGGAAUGGCACCGGACCACCAAGAUGAGCGCGGCAGGGACAUACGCUUGGAUGGCACCCGAGGUCAUCCGUGCUUCCAUGUUUUCCAAAGGCAGUGACGUGUGGAGCUAUGGAGUGCUGCUUUGGGAACUGCUGACUGGCGAGGUGCCCUUUCGAGGCAUUGAUGGCUUAGCAGUGGCCUAUGGAGUGGCCAUGAAUAAACUCGCCCUUCCUAUCCCUUCUACGUGUCCAGAACCUUUUGCCAAACUCAUGGAAGACUGCUGGAAUCCUGACCCCCACUCACGUCCGUCUUUCACCAGUAUCCUGGACCAGCUCACGACCAUAGAAGAGUCUGGUUUCUUCGAGAUGCCCAAGGACUCCUUCCACUGCCUGCAGGAUGACUGGAAACAGGAGAUUCAGGAAAUGUUUGACCAACUCAGGGCCAAAGAAAAGGAGCUCCGUACCUGGGAGGAGGAGCUGACCCGGGCUGCGCUCCAGCAGAAGAACCAGGAGGAGCUGCUGCGACGCAGGGAGCAGGAACUGGCUGAGCGGGAGAUUGACAUCCUGGAACGAGAGCUCAACAUCAUCAUCCACCAGCUGUGCCAGGAGAAGCCCCGGGUGAAGAAACGCAAGGGCAAGUUCAGGAAGAGCCGACUGAAGCUCAAGGAUGGAAACCGCAUCAGCCUCCCCUCCGAUUUCCAGCACAAGUUCACGGUGCAAGCCUCCCCAACCAUGGAUAAAAGGAAGAGUCUCCUCGGCAGCCGAUCGAGCCCUCCUGCUAGCCCCACCAUCAUCCCUCGCCUUCGAGCCAUCCAGUUGACGCCAGGUGAAAGCAGUAAAACCUGGGGCCGGAGCUCAGUUGUCCCAAAAGAGGAAGGGGAGGAGGAGGACAAGAGGCUCCCAAAGAAGAAGGGCCGGACAUGGGGACCAGGAACACUUGGGCAGAAAGAGCUCACCUCAGGAGAUGAAGGAUCCCCCCAGAGACGGGAAAAAACUAAUGGCUUAAGUACCCCGUCAGAGUCUGCACAUUUCCACUUGGGCCUCAAGUCCCUGGUAGAUGGAUACAAACAGUGGUCAUCCAGUGCCCCCAACUUGGGGAAGGGCCCAAGGAAUAGCCCUGCUCUACCUGGGUUUACCAGUCUUAUGGAAAUAGAGGAUGAAGAUGGUGAAGGCCCAGGAAAUGGAGAGAGUCAUCUCCAGCAUUCGCCCAACCAGUCCUACCUCUGUAUCCCAUUUCCUCGUGGAGAGGAUGGGGAUGGUCCUUCCAGUGAUGGAGUUCAUGAGGAGCUCACCCCAGUCAACUCAGCCACCAGUACCCCUCAGCUGACGCCAACCAACAGCCUCAAACGCAGUGGGACCCACCACCGGCGCUGUGAGGUGGCUCUGCUUGGCUGUGGAGCUGUUCUGGCAGCCACAGGCCUAGGGUUUGACUUGUUGGAAGCUGGCAAGUGCCAAUUGCUUCCCCCAGAGGAGCCUGAGCCACCAGCCCGAGAAGAGAAGAAAAAGCGCGAGGGUCUUUUCCAAAGGGCCAGCCGCCCUCGUCGGAGUACCAGCCCCCCUUCCCGAAAGCUCUUCAAGAAGGAGGAGCCAAUGAUGUUGCUAGGAGACCCCUCUGCCUCCUUGACGCUGCUCUCUCUCUCCUCCAUCUCCGAAUGCAACUCUACCCGCUCCUUGCUGCGCUCUGACAGUGAUGAGAUCGUUGUGUAUGAAAUGCCAGUCAGUCCAGUUGAAGCUCCACCCCUCACCUCGUGCACCCACAACCCUCUCGUUAAUGUCCGAGUGGAGCGCUUCAAGAGAGACCCAAAUCAGUCCCUGACUCCCACCCAUGUCACCCUCACAGCCCCUACACAGUCAAGUGGUCACAGGCGGACUCCUUCUGAUGGGGCGCUUAAGCCAACAGGAGCCCCCGCAGCACUAGCGAGCCGGAGCCCCUCCAGCAAUGGAAUGAGCCCCAGUCCUGGGACAGGAAUGUUGAAAACUCCCAGUCCCAGCCGAGACCCAGGUGAAUUCCCCCGUCUCCCUGACCCCAAUGUGGUCUUCCCCCCAACUCCAAGGCGCUGGAACACACAAGGGGACUCCACCUUAGAGAGACCCAAGACCCUGGAGUUUCUGCCUCGGCCACGUCCUUCUGCCAACCGGCAGCGGCUGGACCCUUGGUGGUUUGUGUCCCCCAGCCAUGCCCGCAGCGCCUCCCCAGCCAACAGCUCCAGCACGGAGACGCCCAGCAACCUGGACUCCUGCUUUGCCAGCAGCAGCAGCACCGUAGAAGAGCGGCCUGGACUCCAGGCUCUGCUCCCUCUACAGGCAGGGCCACUGCCCCCCGCUGAGCGGACGCUUCUGGACCUGGAUGCAGAGGGGCAGAGCCAGGAUAGCACGGUGCCCCUGUGCAGAGCAGAACUGAACACACAUGGGCCUUCCCCCUAUGAGAUCCAGCAGGAGUUCUGGUCUUAGUGUCAGAAGGGUCAGGGUGGGCAAGGGGGACACCGGAGGAGAUGGAGGGAGCUGGCUGGCACAGCCCUGUCUCGGUUAGGCCCCCUGGGAUCCAGACCUCCUCCUUGCACUGAGAAUGCACUUUGAAGAUGGAAGGGAUGGAGACAGGGCCAGCCACUGCAGAGGGUCUCCUGCCCUGCAGGAUCUUUUUCCCAUGUUCACUGGAGGGGCUUUGUCCGCUCUGGCUGUGUAGGAGAGGGAGGGCUUGUCCCCACCCUCCAGUCUUCCUCACCUUUAGGGUGACACUGCAGUCAUUCAGCCAAAUCUGUCCACUGCCUCUUCUCCUCAGCCAGAGCUGUCCUGGAGUCCCUUUGUCAGCCAUGGGUUCUACUGUCCACACACUGGUACUGAUGCGCUAUGAUUGGUUCAUUUGGCUUGUCUUCCGCUCUUCCCAUGACUUGGUGUCUCCUUUGGUAUCGAUGAGUGUCUUGUGUCCUAAGUCCUUUUGUGCCAGCUGACGGGGACAGGUUGGCCUUAUGAGGGCCAGAGGGCUUGACAGACCUGGAACUGCCCACCUGUGCAUAUCUCUGAGAGCUGAGAGUGCAGGGUAGGAGGAUCGAGGAGGCAGUCGGGGAAGCAGUCAGGGUGGGUAGAAAGGUGCUCGAAUCACCCCUUGGUUUGGGUUGGGUUUGGGUUUUAGAAACAAUGGCAGAAAUCAACACUUAUUGAAUGGCUCUGUCUACCCCCUUGGGUUCAGGCCAUGGCUACACCAGGUUUGAAUAUAAGUAUAUUCAUCUCAGGAAUAGCUCUUUGGGAGACACACUCACUGAUGCCAGGUCUGAGGUCAGACACAGUGCCUACAUGUACCUGUCUAGUUGAGACUCUGUUCUUUCCUCUAGUUCCGGAAUCAGUGGCCUUUAGGUCAUAGGUGAUUCACAGACACAGCUGAAGUGUGUCAGGAAAACAUAUGGGGGUGGGUCCUGGACCUUGGGAUGUGGAACUGUGGGGAUUUCUUCAUUGGACUUGUGCAUUUUGUGAUGCCCUUGAAGUAAACGGGAUCCCUUAGUAAUAACCUUUGGGUGUUUGGAGGCAGUAGCAUGAUACAGUUCUUCAGGCGCUCAGUGGUCCAUUGGUGGGCACCUGAUUGAGGCCACCUUUGUCUCAGCACAGACAGCCCUUGUGCUGGGCCGCCUGCACUGUGAGCUAGACAGCAGAGACCAGCCAGAUGAGGCUAGUGCUGACUUGUUUAGUAUUUGUUUCUUGAACUUGAAUACUAAGCUUCAUCUAAAGAUUUCUCGUGUAUUUCCUUCACUGUCCACUUCCUCUGAGCCCCCUGUGUUGUAUGUGCACUGUAGCCAGUCCCCAGUGGCGUUGGAGCCUGUCUUUGCUGCCUAGAUGCCCAGAAGGAUUAGGUGCACGUGGGACAGGAGGCAGAUUUUAUCACUGCUCUUCUCUGUAACUGAUAGAAAUCCUGCCCUGGGGAGCACCUAAGAGAGGACAUUGGCUUCCACAAGUUCUUUAUGAGCCCUUUGGCCUGACCCUGCAGCCCCCUAGUCUCUGACAAGGAAGCGGUGCUGGUGGUGUCAGCCAGUGUUUUGCUGAGUAUCUCCUCUUUCCUCUUGGUUCUGCGAAAUGAGAAUGUAAGCGAUUCCCCUUCCCCCUGUGCUCUGACUCCUCAGCUAGGAGAGGAGAGCUUGUGAGCCCUCUCAGUAGUACCGCCCAACCCAGUGAUGAUGCUUCGUUCUUGAGGUAGUCUGUUGUGUGCCCUUCCCUGGAUCUUUCAAAACCCCUAUUCCUAAGCCACAAACACAUCUACCCAUCUUGGACGCACUAAGGCUUUGAGGCAGACUGCAGCUGACUUCAGCCCAUGCUCCAGCCCCAGGCAGGGUUUUUUCCUGUCCAUGUUUGAUUGUGGCCAGCUUUCUGGGAAAGACAUAGUGUUCCAGAUACAGUGUACACCGCAUGACAAUGACCUGCCAUUGAGUGGCAGGUGGACUCUAGUUCUUACUUGUCCACCCAGCAUUCAGACAGAGGAAGGCCUUACUAAAGAAAUGAUUGUACCUGAGAGAAGAGAAAGCGGGGUUGGGAGUAUGCAUUAAGAUGUGUGCGGGACGAGGGUGAUUUCCUCUUCAGCUCCGUGCGAGCCUAGAGAUGGGAUGCACGUUAAGGAAGUCACAGUUUAUGUGACUUAGGUUCCCUCCGUCUGUGGUCAUGGUUAGGAACAGGCCUGGUAGCUGUGAAUAAACCCACUUGAGUGACAUUAGCCAGCUUCUCCCUUUUCUUUCACCACCCUUUCCUCAAAGACUUGCCUUCUACUUAGAGCAGAAUCAUUAUCUUGGGGCUGCUAACAGCAUCGGGAACUGUUUUUUGCUGUGUCUCCUCCUCAGGUCUUCACUUCCCAGAGCUUACCCUUGGGGAAUAUGUAUAGCUAAGAACUGAGUAGAUGCCUGCGUUACCUUUACAGCUAUUUCUAGGAAGCGUAGUGGAUGCUCUUGACAUCCUGUGAUUGGGUAGGCAUCAUAAUAACAAUAGCCUGCCUUUGGGCAGCUCAGAACAGGGCUAGCUUUUCCUUCUGACAUUUACAGAAUGACAUCGUUUUCAUUCACAUUCGAUACAUUUGUCUCAAAAACAAAGACAGACAGACAGACUCUGAAUGAUUGAGUCUGGCCCCCAGGCUCUGAGACAGCACAAGUUGGCCCUACUCCCCUGUUCUGCUUUUCUUGCAUUACUUCAGUCCAGUGUCUUGACCCCUCUCAGGUUUCCUUGUAAAACCCUUCACCAUAUCCUUCCCUUGUGAGGGCGUGAUACACUGUGGCUCCUUGCCAACAGCUUCUUCCCUUGCCAGCUGAAUGCUGAAGCCAGCAGUGUGGUUCUCACCACCUUCGCUUCAGGGCGUCUUCCCUUAGCUUUAGCCUUUGGCUUCUGGAAGAGGAGUAAUUUGGGGUUGGCUUAACACGGCAUAGGCUCUUCCACCAGAUUAUGUAUCCCAGGUGACAAUAGCAUCGUUUAUUUUCCAAUUCCCUCCUCCUCUUAACCUGGUCAUCUGGGUGUCCUUACCAUUUGUGUUGUAUUGAGGAGAUGGGAGCUUGGUGGCAGCUUGCUGUCUCUGCUUUUUUAGGCUCAUCCCUAGGGUCAGAUUUGAUAAGAGUCUGAAAUCAAACCAGAUCUGGAAGAAUCUUUGGGAAAGCAGCUCCUAGUCCACGGGACAUCAUGUGCCAAAGUAUGAUGCUCCUCACAAAGCCCCUUGACCCUCAGGCUGUUGCUCAGGAACACAGACAUUGCCGGCUGUGUAGACUUGCCCCUUUCUCCAAACUUUUGCCUCCACCCACCCCCAUGUUGUAGACACUAAUUGCCCCAUGAGAAGGGCCAUUCUUUUUUCGUUUUUUCUUUUGUUUUUGUUUUUAUUUUUGUUUGAGACAGGGUUUCUCUGUAGCUUUGUAGACUGUCCUGGAACUCACUCUGUAGACCAGACUGGCCUUGGACUCACAGAGAUCCACCUGUCUCUGCCUCCCGAGUACUGGGAUUAAAGACGUGUGCCAUUAUUGCCCAGCUGAGAAGGGUCAUUCUUACUUCAUGAAAUUCAUCUCUUCUGUUCUUCUUUCCUCUGCCACACACCACCCCCAUAGCUGGGCCUCCCAUAUGCUAGGCAAAGACCAACCAAUAUCAAGCUUCCUUUUAGCAAAGAAAAGAACAGUGGGCUCUGAAGCCUGGGUGGCUGUGGGUGGGGGUGUAAGUGUCCAUCUGUGGACAUGGAUGCAGAACCCUGACCAUUUGAUCAUGUGUUUCUUUGAUCUUGUGCCUUUGGAUUGGUGUGGGGAAUGGUACGGUGUGACGGUUCAGAAGCACCCAUCUCACUGCCUUUAGAAGGCCUGGGAAGAGAGGCAGGUCCUACUUAUUGGUGAAGUACUGGACUUUGUCUUAAGUACUUGUCCAGACUGGAUUCAGGGGCAGAGGUAAGAGUGGCCCCUCAAGGAGUUGUGGGUGGGAAGAACCUAGCGGCUUAAGCUGUCCAUUUUUAAGUUGCAAAUUUGCCAAUAUCUGGCCCUCAGAAGCCCUCAUGUGAGCUGCGGGUGAUGCUCACUAUCGUAUUAAAAACCCUUCUAACUGUAAAAGCUAGGUUCAGCUAGUCAUGCAUCCUUGGAAACCCAGCUACUCGAGACCGAGGCAGGACACUUGCUUCAGCCUCGGGUGUGAUGCCAGUCUGGGGCAGCACAGCAAGAGCUGGUCUCUUCAGUGUGUGGUGUCAGAGCUCCAAGUCCAGCGUAGAUGGCUCCAUCAUGCAAGAUUGCUUUCCUUGGUGGAGAAAAGUGUGAAUGGACGUAUGAUUGGAGGUCAAAGGCCAACCCUGGCCAUAUGGCUCAAUCAUGUAUCACUUGUCAUUGUCCUCGACUUGACCUGAGAAUGACUUCUUGUCAAGAUACAGUUGUUGUUGGAAACAUUUCCCGAUGGCAAUACAAUAUUUUCCUAGUUCACAAAUUAUAAUAAAAUCUGCACAUAAAAGGAGAAACGCCCUUCUCCUUGGACUCUUCCUGGCAUUGCUGCAUGGAGGUUCAGCAUCUCUGGUACUGAGUUGGAGGACAGGAACCAGGAGCUGGAAUCUUGUUUGGCUAAGGCUAAUUAAUAUGGGUCUAACGAGUCUAACCCAGCCCCAGGUUCCUGCUUGGCUCUGCAGACCAGGAGAGUUUCUUUUACUUUUCAUUGCCUUCUCUGGCCGUUUCUACCCAGGCCUCCUUAAGCUCCUGGGAAGCCAUAGACCGCCUUUUUAGGAUACUGGGUUCUCUUGAGCUUUGCCUUGGUACUGACUGCUCCUUCUUGACUUCUUACUGCCUUGGUCCCUGCAUUCCCUUGAGUCUUGUGUUGGAAAGAGAAGAUCCUGGGGUUGAAGUUGUCUAAGUGGGAGCUCCAUACUGCUCCAGUUUCCUUGUCCCUGGAUUCCCUUCUGAUGGUGCUCACGUUUGAUUGUCAGGUGUGGACGUGACAGCUAGGUGGUGUCUCCAGGUGGAAAUCCCAAUACAAACCGAGCAUUCAGAGACCAGCCUCUCUCUCUGGGACAGGACAGGUGGAAGCCCUGAGAUGUGAAGACCCCAUGGGAGGGAUACGGUGUGCUUUGUAGUCGCUCAAGACCAGGCAGGUUUCAAAAGUUUUGUGUUACCCUCAUUCCUGAACUCCUUCACACCUUGCUACCCGCACAGGCAGCCUUUAGGCUGAGCACUGAUCUCAUCAUGGGUGCUUUUUAUUAAUUUUGGCAUUUUAGAAAAUUCAGUUACAUUGAAGUAUGGUUUAGCCUUUGAUUAUUGAUUUUUUUUUUUUUGCCUUUGGGGUUUGUAUCCAAUACAAGUGCCUCACUCGCCACCUGGGAUGGGCCCUGCCUGCCUCUCCUGGAUCUCCAGAUGGGACUGUGGCAGUUGAUGUAGGCUUUAUGUUUAUUCUCAUUGCUACCCACACAGCACGUUCUGAGUGCAGCCCGCCACCCCCGGGAGCACUUGCAUUCAAAUACAGAGUGAAGCCCCCAGUUCUCAACAUUGGCACUGUAGCUGGAGGUCUUUUCCUUCCUUCAUGUUCUCUGGCUAUCUUUCAGGCUCUUGGAAGCCAUUUUCUGGGUGUCUGUGUAUUCCAGGAGAGGGAAAGUGGUCAUGGAGAGAGAAGCCUGUGAAUUCUUAACUUCAGCGUCCCUGGGAAUUCUAGAAGUGAAUAGACCUCAUUCUUCUAAGAUCUCAGAAGCGAGUGAAUGGGCACUUUUCUGUCGUCAUUGCUCCUCCCCACUGCAUGUUAAUCUCUAUCCCUACCCAGCCAGCCUUCUAAAUAAUACCUUCACAGCCCCACCAGUGCCAGGUUCACGGCCAUUGUUCUCCUGCCCCGUCGUCAUUUCACUCGAGUCAUUUGCUCUACCUCCACUGAAGGCCAUGUCUGCUAUGGCUUUUAUUUUUUUAUUAUUAGUAUUAUUAUUAUUACUUCGGACAGGGUCUCAUGUAGCCCAGACAGGCUUCAAACUUGCUGCAUAGCCCGGGAUGACCUUGUACUUCUGAUCCUUCGGCCUCCACUUCCCAACUGCUGACAGGACAGGCGUAUGCCUUUGUUUGCUCCAGAUCUGGAGUUGAAUGGCGAAUCUUAAGAAAGCAGUAAGUCUUCCACGCGGGCGGCUCUGGACACAUGCACAGACGUUUGUGUCUUCUUGCAGUGUGCCCCACAGUUGGAUGUGUGAACAGACACGGGCUCUUCAUCCUGGAGUCACAGAGCUGGGAAGCAAGUUGCUGAUCUGCUCUGUUUAAGACAGGAUUCUAACCUGUGGGCACAUUUCUAGACCACUGUUGAAAAGCCUUGAGUUGAAAUUCACCCAGCUUGGACCCGUGUAACUUCUGAAAUCACCCUCUUCCUAAGGAAUUGUGUCCCCUGGCUGACCUGUGAUCUCCCCAGAGCUCAGCAAACUUCAUUUUUUGCUGACGGUGGCUCUUUCUUCCUUCACCUUUCUCUCAGUUCUGCGGGGAUUCUGAGCUCACUGGGAUGUCUAGCUCGCCUCUCUCCCAGUACCACCUAAGACUCCGUUUCUCUUUCCUGUUUCCAGUUCAUCGCUUCCCUGGUGUUGCUCCUCAUUGUAACUCCACUUUCCCAGAGCCUGCUCCAGCUCCUGUCCUCUAGGGAUGUGUUGCUGCUGCCCCUUUGUCACCUUAAGCCUUGCUAUCCAGAGAGGUGAACUCACUAACAUCCUGCUCCCCCUGCCCCCAUUCUCCUUUGUCCACAGCCACAACUCCACACACAGAGGUCUGAGACUCUGUCCAAAAUCUCGGGUUCUGGUUUUCUGAAAAAGCUUUCUCAGGGCUUUCUCCCCUUAGAGCCCUUGAGUCUAGAAAGGAAAGUGAAAGUUCUGUUUGUUUUGUCCUCCGGUAUCUUAACUACAAGUCUCCUGUGUCGGUCUUCCCCAACUGUGUACCCAGAGUCCCUCCUUGAGCCCUCAUUUCCUUUGGAAUUUAAAUUAUUGUGUGUUGCCAGAAAUAUUUAAAGAUGGAAAUGUCUUUAAUUUCCUGAAGGAAGCUUAUUAUCAGGUUCUUUCCUUUGGCUUUUUCUUUUCAUUUCUUUCGAGGUACUGUACAUUGCUGACGAGGGAUGCCAAGCAGGCUUGGUUCAGUGGCCAAGCCUUCCACUGUAUUACAGUGUGAUGCUGAUCUCGGCCUGGUCCAACACCAGGGCUCUCAGAGACUUGAAUAAAACUGUCAUAGUGGUUA